Molecule: messenger RNA, 2226 nt
Organism: Phaedon cochleariae (mustard beetle)
Lineage: Eukaryota; Metazoa; Arthropoda; Insecta; Coleoptera; Chrysomelidae
Source: the annotation of a GenBank genome assembly
UUUGAAGAUGAUUUUCAUUUCAAAAUGAUCAGGAAAUUCAAUUUUUCUUGCUCUUGGUUUCGUGAAUACUUAUGAACACUACUUGCAUUUAAGGAACUGGUGAAGUAUCAUUGGCCAACAUGACAAUUUUAAAAUUACUGAUUUUCUGUUUAAUUUUGCUACCCCCGGAAGGAUCUGGAGAGAGGGUGAAGAACCUAAUGUAUGAAAAUAUCAAGUCAACAUCUGGUUGUUACAGACGUCUCAACAGCACACAUCAAAUCGGGUGUUCUUCAAAAAAUGGUGGUUCAACAGGAAUCAUACAUGUCUGCAAAACCCACAAGGAUCUCACUUUCAUUCUUGAAGAAGGAAAAGGUAAAACUUACAUCCCCUUAUUACCAGCAAAACUAUUUAAUGUGGACACAUUAAAUGAAAUGAUUGAGAGCAAGAGAGUGUCUGGUGUGAUGCUGUACAUUCACAAUGUCACUUUGGAAUCCCUUGGCCAUUUCACUCAUGAAAGACAGUGCCCAAAUCCUUACACUAGCUUAAAUGGGUCUUGUAAAAAUGAUUCAGAGUGGAACCCAUAUGGCACAGGACUGCUUUAUGCUGAUAUUCCUUUUCCAAUAUUUUAUACAGAUGAUGAACAGGAAAUAAUCAAAAUGACUGCUUGUUUUGAACAGUACAAUAAUUUCUCUUUUGAGAGACAGGCUGAGAGGUCUUUAUGUUCUUUGGAGAUGAAAUCUUUCAUGCCUGCCACUACAAACACAGUCACUUGCCAAAGGCGUUCUCAUGUUAUCUCAAGCACUGUUACAUUUUGUGAUCCAUUGGGUGAUAAAAACUUGUGGGUAAGUCUGUAUCCCUUAGUAGAUGGCCCAAAUAAAAAUGAAAUGAAACCUGUUGUUGACAACAAGUACAUAGUAAUAGCAGCUAAGCUAGACACCACUUCUAUGUUUGAUAAAAUGCCUGGGGCUAAUAGUCCUGCAACUGGAAUUGUCACACUCUUAAUGGUUGCUAAAUAUCUCAAAGAUAUACUGACAAUAAACAUGCUGAGAGAGGCUAAAACAAAUGUUUUGUUUAUUUUGUUCAAUGGUGAAAGCUAUGAUUACAUUGGUUCUCAAAGAAUUCUCUAUGAUAUGUUGAAAGGUGAUUUUCCUAUGAAAAAUUCAGAUGUUCUGCCAAAAAUUCAUCCAGAUAAUGUAAGUCUGUUUAUAGAGCUCAGUCAAUUGGGCAACAGUAAGGAAAAUCAACUGUUUGUGCAUUAUUGGAAUGAAAGUAAGGAGAUAAGAAGUUUUUAUAAAAAACUUGAGAAAAAUGGCCAACCACACCUGUAUUUCCAAAAUGUUUCUGGCACUAAUGGCCUUCCACCUGCUUCUUUGCAUACUUUCUUGAAAAGUGAUCCAUCUUUUCCUGGUCUCAUAAUAGCAGAUCAUGAAUCAAGCUAUUCAAACCAUUUCUACAAUUCCCUAUUUGAUAAUUCUACCAAUAUAGCAUACAGAUACUAUGACACAUUGCUACCUGAAUAUAUUCCAAAGAACAGUUUUCAGCAGUUCAUUGCAAAUAUGUCAGAGGCUAUAGGGAAAAGUGUUUUUGAAGAGAUCACUAAAAAGAAGUACACUGGGAAUGCAUCAAGUGAUGUAGUAUUGGCUGAUGAGUUAUUAUACUGUUAUCUAGAGAAUCCAAAUUGUAGAGUGCUCACGGCCACUCAACAAGAUGUGAUAUUGGAUGAUAGACCCUUGAAUUUUUAUAUUGGAAUCAAUGGUGUAUCAAAUUUUGCAAGAACUGUAACUACGCUAGCUCUAGGCUGGUUAACUGGAGAUGUAAUCGGCAAGAGCAAUGGGAAUUGUACUAAUAUACCAAAAAAUCAUGUCUUCCAGUAUUAUAACAUGUCCAGUAGCAUAUAUGAGCUUGAUUCUACAGUAUGCUACAGAUUAUCCAUACAUACAACAGAUGCUGUUAGUCCUGCUUUUAUCAUACCAGAUUAUGAUUGGGCCUCAGGUGAAUUCAGUUCAUGGACUGAAUCAAGGUGGUAUGAGAUGAGUGCAAGGUUGUUUUUGAAACCGUCCGCUGCUCACGAACAAAUUACCAUAGUUUUGGGCCUCCUUUCUCUGGUAUUUUCGUCCAGCGUUGUAUAUUUCGUAAAAUCCAAAUCCCACCUACUGUUUACCCCAAUUGCAUCUGCUGAGGGUUUACCAAAUUGUUAAGAUUUUUACGUGUUAAGUUUCAAUGAUUGACUUUUUUGGGAACGUCUCG